AUCUCGCGCGCCAUUGCUCGCGCAAGACAUUUUUUCGCGUCUUGAAAAAUUAUUGUCUUUUUUACCCAAACAACGUUAAAUCUUUGAAAGUAAAUCCAAAAUGGGUUUGCCUGGAAUACCGGAGGAUAAAUUGCCUCCGUGCUGGUCCGACGAUGUGCGUAUGAAUGCGUUAUUUGCACCUUUUCGGAUAAAGACAGCCAACCCCGAAUCUUGGGACAUGAAGAUGAAAUUCUGGAGUGAUAUGUUGAGACAGUGGUGUAAAUGUAAAAAGGAUCCGAUAAUAUCUGCGGCGGACGCUAAAUUCUCGUUUCAGCGCAAAGGUCGCACGCCAGCGUGCAUCGAUAUUGUUGUUGAAGAAUUGUGUCGGAGCGGAGAACUGUCCCCUCUCUCCAAAUACCAGCAAAUCCUCCACAAUGGCCCAGAAGGCUGGGUUCGCUGGGGAGCCCGAUUAGCCUUCAAGCCGGCAGCAUUCGCUCUCACCGCUGUCUCAUCGUUACUGCCUGGUCGACAGAGUUUGGAUAAUGAUGGGCUGCCGAAAGCCAGUAUCGAUUCUACUCAACGAUGGGUGGUGGAGAGCGCUGUGAAGGAGCAAGCCACAGAGCUCCUCAACUCGUACCCUUCCCACGAGGAGCGCAUCGGCACCAUAGACGAGCUGAUGAAGAACUGCGCCUGGCCGGGCAGCCGGGAGACGUUUGAAGUGCUGCUCGGGUAUCUAGUGGCUCAAGGAGCAGCGGUUAAGAAGGAUGAGAUAGUUAAGAUUGCACAACCGGACAAGAAAGCAACACCAGUGACAGAGACAGACGAAGCGCUGGUCAAGCUGAUGACAGCCGAAAGCCGAUUGGGGGCGGAGCUAACGCGGCUCGCGCGUGACGUCACUUCCGCCGAAAGCGACGCGCGCGCAGCGUUACAAUUGGGCAACAAACUUGCUGCCAAGAACCACCUCCGCAGGAAACUCAAGGCUCAACAACGCGCCACCCGCUGCGAAUCAACCUUAGAAAAUGUCCGCCAUCUGCUACAGCAAACUAGAGAGGCGGAUGUCAACGCUGCUAUCGUCGACACCUACAAAACCACAGCCGAUGCUAUGAAGCGCGGCAUGAAGGAAGGCGGACUGGAAGAAGAUGCCGUUUACGACACCAUAGAUGAACUCAAAGAGGUCAUGGACACAUACAACGAGGUGGAAAAAGCCCUCAGUUCCACGGUUGAAGAAUAUGACGCCCAAGAGUUGGAGGAUGAGCUCAAGGAACUACUCGCAAAGCCCGGCCCUCCCGGAGGAGGCACUCCAGGAAAAGAAGAGAAGACAGAAAAACCAAAAGAGAAAACGCGCAAAGAGUCCGAACGCGAUUUCGUUUUCGACGGCGAGGAGCGUAUACUGGCCGAGUUGGAACAACUGGACGUGGAGCACGGAAGCCCUAAAGAGAAGAGAACAGAAGAGAAGAAGAAAAUACCCGUCACUGAGGAGUGGGAGACUGAACUGGCUAAACCGCAGCCCAAAUCAACGAAGCCGUCUCAGUCGUGGUACCCGCCGUCUACGCAGAGCCUCCGCCCCGAGACGUGGAAUAAUAACCUGGACUCCGGCGAGAUGCGGCAAGACCACCGGAUACACCCGGGUCAGCCCCUAAACAUAGACUUCACGACGCCCCCAAGACUAUACAACUCGGACUUCCAAGUGCGCGACCAGAAGUUCAAAGAUGGCGUCUGGCUGUACAACACUAGGGACGCUAACAGCAAUGUGGAUAGCGAAUUAGGCGCUAGCACGGAAUAUUUUAGCUCCGAAAGCCCGGGCAAGUCCGGCAGCUCGUUCCAAAUGGCCCCCGGCGGGGAACGCAAGCGGGCCCCCCAGAAGGGCCAAGACCCCGUGGCCCCCGCGGCCCCCUGGCCCACAGACAACCCGGUAGAAGACCUGGAGAGGAGGUUGCGUAGCCUGAGAGGAUUCAACUUAUAAUAUUAAGUGUGUGAGUGUAAUUAUUAUUAUAGGAUACAGUGGACAGAAUAUCAAUUUACAAGGACAAAACUGGGUGAUUUUGUGACGUCAGCGAGACUUCAGAUCACUUUCAGAUUCAUAUGCUCUGUCACGUCAUAAUAUAUCAAUUCUCAAUCUGAUUUCUGAUUCUGCUAGACCUAUAGAAGAUAGUCAAUCCUCAACUUCGAAUUCUUAAGGUACAGUUACACAUUCUCAUAAAAUGUCAUGUUUAUUAGCAUGCUCAAAACAUGUGUGCUAGAACAACUCGAAAAGAGCAUGCAGCAGUUGUUUCGACACAAGCUUUCAAUUUUAUAAACUUUAAAAAAUCGAAUUGCUUCAGCUUGGAAUCGAACCCACAACCUUUCGCUUGCGACUGCUCUCACCGCUAAGACAUUGGAUAAAUCCGUCUAAAAUCGAAAUCACGAUUUUAUAUUUAUUUCGAACUCUUAUGUUCUUCUGAUAAAUUUCGUUACGGGUCUAAUAACAGUUUAACUU
Messenger RNA from Ostrinia furnacalis (Asian corn borer), 2455 nucleotides. RefSeq names its product charged multivesicular body protein 7. The record is from RefSeq and is a predicted model, not a curated record. The transcript is spliced from 11 exons. Bases 101 to 1942 code for a protein of 613 amino acids. Gene Ontology annotation, cellular component: cytoplasmic side of plasma membrane; ESCRT III complex; multivesicular body. NCBI's taxonomy places the organism in Eukaryota, Metazoa, Arthropoda, Insecta, Lepidoptera, Crambidae. Gene Ontology annotation, biological process: late endosome to vacuole transport via multivesicular body sorting pathway; vesicle budding from membrane.